Chlorella variabilis is the source of this 480-nucleotide messenger RNA. RefSeq lists its product as hypothetical. The transcript has 4 exons. Gene Ontology annotation, biological process: electron transport chain. The coding region runs from base 1 to 480 and encodes 159 amino acids. The record is from RefSeq and is a predicted model, not a curated record. NCBI's taxonomy places the organism in Eukaryota, Viridiplantae, Chlorophyta, Trebouxiophyceae, Chlorellales, Chlorellaceae.
AUGGCCCUCCUGCGGCGUGAGCUUGCCCGGCUGCUGCCGACGGGGGGACGCCUGUUUGCGACCCAGACCGAGGUUGGCAUCGUGUCUGGCCUCCCGCCGCUCGAAGUGGGCCGCAAGGUCGUCAUCUACUCCCCCGCCCGCACCGCCGGCCAGCAGGGCGUGUCGCAGACCGCCGCGGGCGGCGGCCCUGCCUGGAAGAUCCAGCACGAGAACAAGGCCAAGUGGGUCAACCCGCUGAUUGGAUGGACCAGCACCGCAGACCCGCUGGAGAAUGUGGGCCGCCAGCUGUACUUCCCAUCCAAGGACGACGCCAUCGCCUAUGCGGAGAAGAAUGGGUGGAGCUACGAGGUGCAGGAGUACCACAACCCCAACAAGGCGCGCCCCAAGCGCUACAUCGGCUACGGAGACAACUUCUCCGUCAAGCGCAAGGGCCUCCCCACCGGCGGCCUGCGCAGCGAGCAGCAGGGCGGCAAGAAGUGA